AUGGACACCGAUGGGCUCGAAAGAAUCAUCGUAUCACUUGGGAUGUUCAUCAUAGAUGACUUUCAAUUCCACGACGACGAUGACCAGCCAACGGGCAAAAUCCUGCCACCUCAGGAAAGCUCAUGUCUACUCGCCGCUGAAGUUGUCUUGCUCCCUGCCGAGGCAGUUGGGAUGAUCGUUGAUAGAGGCAAUGACUUUCCCGGGAGCAUACAGAAACAGCUUGAUGCUCUAGGGCAUCAUGCGUGGCUAUUCAGAGACAAUAACGAGCGAGUAACGACACGCGCACUCAACUCUUACAAGGGUGAUCGCAGGGGAUUCCAGUACACAACUCCACGAAUACGACUUACACCGCGAGACCUAAUUGGGUCUGACUUCCAGCGACCUAAGAUGCUGCACUUUAUUUGUUCCCCUACAAGAGCAGCGACGAUUGUAUCCGAGAUCAAGGAUGAGGAUGGUUGGAAUCCAAUCACCAUUUAUGAACCUAUACCCGAUAGAUGCAUACCUGAAGAACUACCUGCGUUGAUUAACGUGCUCCCUUCUAUCUCUGUUCUCAGCCCCAACGCAGAAGAGGCAUUGUCACUUCUCUCCAUCCCUGGACCGCCCACCAAAACUUUGGUAGAGGAAGCAUGCGGUCGACUCUUGCAACUUGGAGUUGGCCCACAAGGCGAGGGAGUUGUUGUGAUACGUAGCGGGGCCUUGGGCGCAUUCGUUGCCAGUAAGGGCAGAGAGGGUACAUGGGUCCCUGCAUUCUGGAAUGGUGACGAGGACCUCAAGCAUGUCGUCGAUGUUACAGGCGCAGGAAAUGGCUUUUUGGGCGGUAUGGCUGCUGGCUUGCACAUUACCGGAGGUGAUACCUAUGAAGCUACACUAUAUGGCACAAUCUCCUCAUCUUUCAUUAUAGAACAAGAGGGACUUCCCCAUCUCACUCAAAGAUCUGACACUAUCGGGCAUUUGGGAGAAUAUUGGAAUGGAGAUUUGCCACAUAGAAGGCUGAAAGUGCUACAAGAUCGUCUGCAGAAGGUUACGUAG
Molecule: messenger RNA, 1029 nt
Organism: Fibroporia radiculosa
Lineage: Eukaryota; Fungi; Basidiomycota; Agaricomycetes; Polyporales; Fibroporiaceae
Exons: 7
Coding region: 1-1029 (342 amino acids)
Source: RefSeq, a predicted model, not a curated record